Gastrolobium bilobum is the source of this 972-nucleotide messenger RNA. RefSeq lists its product as uncharacterized. Bases 1 to 972 code for a protein of 323 amino acids. The record is from RefSeq and is a predicted model, not a curated record. NCBI's taxonomy places the organism in Eukaryota, Viridiplantae, Streptophyta, Magnoliopsida, Fabales, Fabaceae. The transcript has 6 exons.
AUGGCUGGAAUAGCGUUGCUUUUAGAUUUAUGGAGGAAAAACCAAAGCUUUAACACAGAACGGACCUAUCAAUCUUCUUGGUUUUUUUCUGCAUCUGCCACUGCUGCCACUUAUGCUGCCGGCACCACUUUUGCCUCGAGGGAUUUCUUUGGGGCACCAGUUGCUUAUUGCGAUGCUGGAGCAGCAAUUUCUGAAGAUUACAUUUCUAGUACACGAAGUGUACCUCAGAAAUAUUUUUACCAUGAUACUCUAAAAUAUAGUACAAAGAACUACACCAUUGAACUUAAACCACUGUUUUCUGCUUUUGAAUUGAAGUCAUUUGCAAUGAUUACAUUGAGGUCAUUCUUGAUGUUCUAUUUGCCUCUAUUGGAGCCUCAUGCAAAGAUGGAACAAGAUGAUAAUGACUUUGUACAAGACAAUCAAGAUGAUCUUCGUGGCAAUCUGACUGUUCCCUUAAAAAAAUCAGUACUUCAAAUCAUCCGUGAGGUUACUGUCGUGACAACUAGACGCAUUUUAGAAAGGAUCACUUUACAUUAUUUUUCAAGAAGAUUGGCAUGGAAACUGCUCAAAGACGUUCCUCAAUCAGCUGCUCGCAAAGCUGGAAGGAAAAUGCCUACUUUAGUUUACUUAUUCUCUGUGAGCAAAGCAACUUUCAGAGGGCACAUGCUUGGAGUUGCAGCAUCAUGGAUUGUCCAAGUAGGAGUUAGAUUAGUUCAAUUCUUCACUACCAAGUCAAAGAAUGAGGAUGAUAAUAUUGACAAAGCUGAUAGAAUCAGACUUCUUAAACAGAAGGUUUUCAUUGCUACAGUUAGGUGUAAUGCAUCUCUAAUUUUUGCCUCUCUUGGGGCAGGUAUUGGGGCUACCCUUUUUCGUCCUUCAGUUGGCCAGUGGAUUGGUUGCAUUGUUGGUGAUUUGGCUGGUCCGGUUAUUGUAGUACUUUGUGCUGACAAAUUUUUUCACUUGAACCUUUAG